UUAUUGCUGCAUUUGAGUCUGGUAUAGCAUUAAAAUCAACUAAAUACUUAAAAUUUGAGUCCUCUAAAACACUGUAAGAGUUAAGUGUGAACUCAUACACAAACAUGUUAUCUAUGCCUUUAUUUUCUUUGCUUUUAUUGAAGCAUCCGAUACAUUUUUUGAUAUUCUACUGACGACUUCACGAAGACAGUGGACAAGUCACAUGAUACACUACAGCAUUAUAGCUUACAUACAUAGUUACUAUUGGCGGAAUUGGAGGGGAAAGAAUUCCACUCUGCAGUGAGACAAAAGAGUGUAGAAAUAGUUAGAAGAAUUGAAGUUAAUCAAUAGUGACCCCACACUUAAUGAAUGUUGUGGAAUUCCUCUCAAAAAAAAUAAAGUUUUGGGUUUGUGUGUUUAGGCUUUUACACUUUGUUUAUUCCCAUUUAGAAUAUUACCUCGACAAUCUUUCGUAAGUAAAGAGCAACGAAAAAUUAUUACACCAGAACAUCAGUUCAAUGUAACAAGGGUAGUAUCGUGGUACGUAGGUGUAACAUAAACUCUAUGGAGAAACACUGUUGAUGAAGCAUGGGGAAAGGUCGAAAGCAGUCUAAAACUAUAAAAGUUAUAAAACAUAAAUAAAAAAAUCAAAGAAGUACCUAACAUAAACUAUGGAGAAAUACUGUUGAUGAAGCAUGGGGAAAAGUCGAAAGCAGUCUAAAACUAUAAAAGUUAUAAAAAAUCAGAGGAGGAGUGUCAAGCGCCAUGGGAGACUUCAUCGGCCCGGCUCUGCCCCUGCACUUGCGCCAGCAAGGGGCCGAGGCGGACCGGGGGGACGACAGCCCGGCGUCGCGGGUCCCCGGGCCCACGCUGCCGCCCCACCUGUCGUCCGGCAGCGGCAACAGCUCCGAGAGGACGGAGACCACCGAAUGCGGCGGGUCUAGCUCCAAUGAUAACGAUGCGGAUCUAGACAGCGAGGAGGGCGACGCGGGCCUGUACGGCCCGGCCUUGCCCCCGGGGCUCGUCGCCGGGUCCAGGGACCGGGUGCUGGGCCCCGCGCUGCCGCAGGGCUUCAGGCGGGGCGGGGGCAGCAGCAGCGGCGACGACUCCAGCAGCAGCGACGAGGAGGUGGUGGGGCCCUUGCCCCCUUCCUCGGGCGGCGGCCGCGCCCACGAGGCGCUCGAGAGGCGGGCCCGGGCGCUCAAGAGGAAGUUCGACGGCCAGGCGGACGGCGGCGAGCAGGACGGCCUGAAGCGGGAGUCCUGGAUGCUGGAGCUGCCGCCCGACCGAGCCAAGGAGUUCGGUCUCGGGCCGAGGCAGUUCCGGCGGAGGGAGGCCCAGGAAGCCGGGGACCGAUCCGUGUGGACAGACACUCCAGAAGACAAGAUAAAUAAAAAACCUUCACGGAAAGAUGAAACAGUGAGUGAGAUGCAGAAAAUAGCCAUUAAUGCUCGUGACACACAAAUGGAAAAACUGGUAGAGAAACAUGGCAAAGGCAGAGACAAAGAAAAGUCACUCUUAGAAAAACAUCAAGAUGAAUUGAAAAAGAAGAAACAGAAAACUGAUGAUGAAGGAAAGCCAAAAGAGAGAAGGCCUUUUGAUCGUAAUGUUGACUUGCAAGCUAAUCGUUUUGAUGAAGCCCAGAAGAAGUCGAUUUUCAAGAAGGCACAACUGCUAAACGACCGUUUCUCGAGAGGUGAAAGCAAGUUCUUAUAAAGGAUGUGGGUAGAAUGACGUGGUUGAAGAGUAUGCACUAUACAUAGGUAUUUAUCACAUGUGUAAAGACUUAUUAGAUUAUGUUUGUACCUAGGAUAGCGACAUCCUUGUUUACUGAAGGUAUAAUACCGAAAGAUAUAUCAUUUUUGAUUUAUUUCUUGAGACUCUGUCAUAGACUUUUUUGUGACUCUUUGUUUUUUUGUAACAGGAUAAAUACUAUAUUUUUUUUAAUUUCAAGCCAUACACAUUGAAUGUGUUUAUGACAUGUAUCUUCCAAAAUUUAACUGAAAAUAAAUUUAAUUUCA
Messenger RNA from Bacillus rossius redtenbacheri, 2000 nucleotides. Its product is annotated as GPALPP motifs-containing protein 1. The record is from RefSeq and is a predicted model, not a curated record. The coding region runs from base 745 to 1695 and encodes 316 amino acids. Lineage: Eukaryota; Metazoa; Arthropoda; Insecta; Phasmatodea; Bacillidae. The transcript has 6 exons.